Messenger RNA from Stegastes partitus (bicolor damselfish), 3040 nucleotides. It is a transcript of the gene triobpb, whose product is annotated as TRIO and F-actin binding protein b. Gene Ontology annotation, molecular function: actin filament binding. The coding region runs from base 387 to 2003 and encodes 538 amino acids. Lineage: Eukaryota; Metazoa; Chordata; Actinopteri; Pomacentridae. Gene Ontology annotation, biological process: positive regulation of substrate adhesion-dependent cell spreading. Gene Ontology annotation, cellular component: actin cytoskeleton. The record is from RefSeq and is a predicted model, not a curated record. The transcript has 13 exons.
GAGAGCUGCGAGAGCGAACACAUCCGACUGCCUGCGCGCUGCGUUAGCUCCUCACGACUUGUCAGAAACUUUGAGUGGCGGAGGAGGCAGAGAAAAACAAAUAUUAAGUUUUAGCAGCUGCUCGGGCGGAUAUCAUGAACGCGCUUUCCCCUUAAGAGCGGCCGGGGACAGUGAGCCGAGCACCGCGGCGGUCCGCUUGAUUAAGUUAACGUGAAUGGCGGGGUUUCAUCUCGUCUCUCCCGACGCCAGUGGACUCCGAGAGAGUAAGCUGGGUUGUAGCUAACCCGAGAAGUUAACAGAAAGAGGGUUGUUUGUUUCCGCGGGCUAACGUUAGCUUUGUCUUCAUUUUUUAUUUUAUUUUUUAACCCUUUCUGGAUCCUGUUAUCAUGACGCCUGACCUCUUGAACUUCAAAAAGGGAUGGAUGUCAAAACUGGACGAGAGCGGCGAGUGGAAGAAGCAUUGGUUUGUUCUGACGGACGCAGGCCUGAAGUACUACAGAGACUCGAGUGCAGAAGAGAAAGACGACUUGGACGGGGAGAUCGACCUGAAGUCCUGCGUGAAGGUGUCAGAGUUUGACGUGGAGAAGAACUAUGGGUUUCAGAUACAGACACGUGAGGCCGUAUUCACACUUUCUGCCAUGACUGCUGGGAUCAGGCGGAACUGGAUCGAGGUUUUGAAGAAGUGUAUCCGACCCAGCAGCUCUCCAGACCUCACACAAUUACCCGACAGCAGCAGCGACAAGGAAAACUCCCAUUCUCGCUUCUUGACGUCCUCCCGUCGGGCGUCAUCGCGACACGGCGACAGUCAGUCGGACGGUCCGACCUCCGCCCCUCCGACUCAGCGCAGGUUCGACUACGUUGAGCUGUCCCCCGUGCCCGCCUCCUCCAGCCCUCUACCGGCCAGUCAGAGAGAAGCAGGGGAGGGCCAGGGGAGGGAGCACAGCCAAUGGCAGGAGGAGAGGAACACCAGCAGCCAGUGGGAGGCUUUGCUGUCCAGGAAGGGCGGCGUGGGCUCGAACCAGAGGCUACGCAUGGAGGACGAGAUCGAGAAGAAGUGGGCCGAGUUUGAGCGGAUGCCGUGUAAGGAGAUGAGCUCCUCGCUACCAAUGGGAUUACGGUCUUCCAGCCAGUCAGCCGAUGAGGCGCUGCAGAGGGAGGUGGCGUCACUGAGGCAGCAGCUGGAGCAACUACAACGGGGGGGAGGAGGGGGAGGGCGAGGCGGGGGAGGCUGCGGCCCUGAGGCGCCCUGCGGCCGCAGCCUGGCGGCCAUGGAGCGCGCCCAUCGGCAGGCGCUGGAGGAGCUACAGAGGCAGCACGAGCGCCAGAUGAAGGAGCUGGAGACGGAGAAGGACAGGCUGCUGCUGGAGGAGACGCAGGACACCGCACGAGUGAUGGAGGCUUUGAAGAAGAAACACAGAGAGGAGCUGGAGAGGGAGGUGGAGAAAGUCAAGAGGCUGAGCAGCGGGGUUCUGGACUCGCACACUCUGCGAGCCCAACAGCAGGCAGAAGCUCAGACCUUGCAGAGGGAGCUGUCUGGACUGUCAGAGCGCUACUCUCAGAAGUGUCUGGAGCUGAACCGGGCCGAGCAGAGCAACGCUGAGCGAGAACGGGAAAUCAGCCGCAAGGAGAGAGACAUGGAGCAGCUGAGGAAGGAGAACCAGGACCUAAAGACCCGUUUGACGGAGGAGUUCACCCGCAUGCGAUCCACCAUCACGGUUCACGGCUCAGAGGACAGGAUACCCUGUGAGCUCCAGGUUCUUCUCAGGAUGAAAGACAACGAGAUCGAGUACCUGCACAAAGAGAUCAGCUGUCUGAGGAACGAGUUGCAGUUUCUCAACCUGGAAAAACAGCUGGCCUGCGAUCGAUACGCCGAGGUGCACGAGGAGCUGAGCGGGAUGAAAGGCCGAAACGAGCGAGAGAUUCAGAGUCUGAAGGAGCACUUGAGGCUGGCGAUGGCUGCUCUGCAGGAGGGCCAGAAGCUGGGAAACAGCCUGGACCACUGAGAGGCUGCUGCUGGUACUGAUGCUCUGGCAGGUGCGUCUACGCUUUCAGUCGAAGAAGAGAUGCAGAAGAACAGAGGAGAUGCUUCCAGCCGUGUGGGGGACCUCGAUCAUGCCUUAGUUUUCAAUCAUUCUGCCAACGAGCAGCGUAGAGUAGCCAUUAGCUGGUUUCAUUACACUGGGCCACACCUGAUAUAUAAAACUGCACUUUUAAUUGUUUUUUUGUUUUUUUUAAUUUUAGCUUUUGUGAGUGCAAGCGUGUAUGAGUACGCAUUUGGUCCAAAAACUGGAAUAUUUGUUGAGUGACUUGUUUUUUUCUAAUAUCAGGUAUUGUAGAUAAGAGUUCAUACUGUAUCAGCUUUUGUAGUUGGAUAAGCUUCUCGUUGCCUCUCGUCUGCUGCCUGAGACAGCCGGCGUCGGAAGAGCUACUGUCGUCUCAGUUUCCUGUUGUACAGUUUUUAAGUCGUGUUUACUUUGUCAUGACGGCACACUUUUCUUAAGACAUGGGAGCGUUUCAUUUACUGUAAUUGUUUUGUUUUUUUUUUUACUUGCAAACAAUUUAUGUUCUAUUGUAUUUGUGAAUACAUAUUUUUUUUGGAGAAAAUAUUUUGGGAUUAAAACAGGACAAGACAGCAAGAAAUUCUAAUUCCUGGCUGAAUUGGAAAUUGAUCUAUGAUCACGUAGAAGCAAAUUCGGGCUCAGCUUUCUUUGGGAUGCUCGCAGGAAGCUGUUGAAUGAAUGUUGUCCCACGUCACAGAUGUCUAAGCCAUGGCUGAGAACUCCCGAGCUUUAAGUCUCCCCUCAUCGUUCUGGGCAUACGCAGCAUGUGCCACCACCUCCCCCACCACAGAGAACAGGUGUUGCAUCAAUGAGCCAAUUUUUUUUAUUAUUGAUAAUAUGUAUUGUGAUAAAAUGACUUAUCUACUUGCCUUUUGAAAGCAAUUUCAUAUUUAAUGUACUUUAGAGCCUGUUGUAUCUUCUUUGUAAAUUAUACACAUUUUUGCAAUCAAUUAAAAAAAAACAAACGUCCUGCAGUAAAA